Molecule: messenger RNA, 2062 nt
Organism: Petromyzon marinus (sea lamprey)
Lineage: Eukaryota; Metazoa; Chordata; Hyperoartia; Petromyzontiformes; Petromyzontidae
Source: RefSeq, a predicted model, not a curated record
GCCCCCACCCCCGCCAGCGACGACGACGCCACGCCCCCUCACUCGGCAGGGGGGCGGGGGUAGCGUGGGGGACCUCUGCGGGGGGCCGAGCCCUCCCGUGGCGAAAGCGAACCUCAACGUCGUUUCAGUCGCUGUGGGGUCACUCGCAGCGACCUCUCACGACUGUGUGGAUGUGGGGGGCCCGCCAAUCGCCUGUGUCCGUUGUUCCGCCUUCCUGUCCUCAAUCAGCCGCAUAGCGGACAACCCCAACGGCGACACGGUGUGGAGCUGCGAGUUUUGCGAGUGCCUCAACCUGCUCGACCUGCGCUACAACCCGGUACCCCCGCAGGGCGACGUCACCUUCAGGGGGGGCCCCCCCCACCCACCUCCUCCUCAUCCCGCUGAUGGCCACGAGAUCGUCGUCUUCUGCGUCGACGUGUCGGGGAGCAUGGGUGUGACGACAGAGGUGGAAGGAACUGGGGAUGGCUCUGGUGGAACACAGCAAGUGGUGCACGUGUCCAGACUGCAGUGGGUGCAGGAGGCUCUGGUGGCCACGUUGGAGCGGCUGUGCGAGCGCUCUCCAGAGACGCGCGUCGCUCUCAUCACCUUCAACCACGAGGUGGUGGUGCACGGUGACGCGUCUGGCCCCGCCCCCCCGGCUCUAGGCCCCGCCCUCCUGGGGGACCUCGCCGCUCUGCGGGCAGCCGGUGGAGUGAGCCCUGAGCCCGGGGCUCUGGGGGGCUCGCUUGGAGCACUCGCUCACCGCAUCUCCUGGCUCUCUGAGGGUGGCUCUACUGCGCUGGGCCCCGCCUGUGUGGUUGCCAUGGCGAUGGCGGCGCGAGUGCCAGGGUCAAAGGUGAUUGUGUGCACGGACGGGAGAGCGAACUCUGAGCUGGGAGACCUGGAGAGCAUUGACGAUGAUGAGGAGAUCUACACCUCCUCCAAGUGCUUCUACCACAGCCUGGGGGAGCAUGGUGCACGCACCGGGGUGGUGGUGUCCAUCGUGACGCUGGACGGUACCGACUGCCGCGUGGCUGAACUUGGCAGCGUCGCGGACCGCACAGGCGGCCGCGUGCUGCGCUGCCCCCCCCAGCAGCUCCGCUGGGCGUUCUCCGCGGUGGUGCUGGAGGAGGAGGAGGAGGGGGCGGGGGCGGUGGUGGCCGCCGUCGUCACGGCCACGCUGCUGCUCAGCUCGCACCUCAGGGCCAUCAACGAGGACGAGGAGCACGAGGGGCGUGGCCACGACGAGCUGGGGGUGGGGGAGGAGCGGGGGGCGAGGAGGAGGGGCAGCAGCACCGUGACGCGCCUCGUGGGAGGAGCCACCGCCGACACGGAGAUCACCUUCGAGUUCGAGGCCAGGCCGGGGCACGAGGCCGCGCUGUCCCAGGUGAAGGAGCUUCCCUUCCAGCUGCAGCUGAGCUUCACGCCCAUCCGUUGUCACGGCGGCAGCGGCGGUUGCUACGACAACGCGUCGGCGGCGACGACGACGACGCGGGUGGUCACGCGGUCCGUCCCGGUGACCGACUCGCGGCCCCUGGCGGAGGCCACGGCGCGGGGCCCGGUGCUGGCGGCCCACGCGGCCCGCCUGGGCGCGCGCCUGGCCCUGCAGGGCCGCCUCGGAGACGCGGCGGCCCUCGCCGGGGCCAACGAGCGCCUGCUGCGGCGGCUGGCGAGGCGAGGGGCUCACGCGCCCCUCCACUUCCUGUUGCUGGUGCUCCACUUCCUGUUUAGGCCCCUUCACUUCCUGUUGCUGGUGCUCCACUUCCUGUUUAGGCCCCACCACUUCCUGUUUCUGGUGCUCCACUUCCUGUUUAGGCCCCGCCACUUCCUGUUACUGGUGCUCCACUUCCUGUUUAGGCCCCUCCACUUCCUGUUGCUGGUGCUCCACUUCCUGUUUAGGCCCUGCCACUUCCUGUUGCUGGUGCUCCACUUCCUGUUAAGGCCCCUCCACUUCCUGUUGCUGGUGCUCCACUUCCUGUUAAGGCCCCUCCACUUCCUGUUGCUGGUGCUCCACUUCCUGUUUAGGCCCCGCCACUUCCUGUUGCUGGUGCUCCACUUCCUGUUUAGGCCCCGCCACUUUUAG